AUGGAGGAAGUGAAGAAGGUAGUCCUCAAUGAAAACUGCUCAGCUGCUAUGCUAAAUAAGCUACCAAAUAAGAAGGGUGACCCGGGGAGUUUGACUUUACCUUGCCAAUUUGGCAACUUGGCUACCAUUCAUGCCUUAGCCGAUUCAGGAGCAAGUGUGAACCUAAUGCCAUAUUCAUUCUUCAAGAAGUUGGAUCUCCCAGAACCAAGGCCAAUUCGCAUGGCAAUUCACUUAGCAAACAAGACAGUCACUUUUCCACGAGGCAUAUGUGAAGACUUAUUGGUCAAAGUGGACAAGUUUGUAUUUCCUACUGAUUUCAUCAUUCUAGACAUGGAGGCGGAUCCCCAAGUCCCAAUCAGCCUUGGAAGACCCUUCCUCAACACGGCAAGUGCUAUAGUAGACAUGAGGGACUCGAAGCUGACCUUGCGGGUAGGAGAAGAUUCAGUCACAUUUGGGGUAGAUCAAGCUAUGAAGUAUGCAAGGAACAGUGACGACACAACGUUCUCAAUUGACAUGCUUGAUGAGUUAUUGGAGGAAUGCAUAAGCGAAGAUUCCAGCAAGUUCAAAAUUUAUGAUGAAGAAUUUGAUCCAGAAAAAGACUUAAUAGAGAUUGAAAGGCUGCUGGAAGAAGCUGAGUUUGAAGAAUUGUAUUUAUUUGCCAAACAAGAUGCCAAGCCAAGACUGAUACAAUGGGUGCUACUUCUUCAAGAGUUUGACAUAGAGAUACGAGACAAAAAGGGGAUGGAGAAUGUAGCAGCUGACCACUUGUCAAGGCUUGAAAACCCGCAAUUGCACGAAGAUAGAGUUGGCGAUGAUUUUCCGGACGAGUAUAUUAUGGUGACCGUGGGAGAAGAACCAUGUGGACAAACCGAAGUGACAAAUCGAGCUUUAAAGCGAAUCUUGGAGAAAUCGGUGGGGAGCAAUCGCAAAGAAUGGUCGGAUAAGCUAGACGAUGCACUUUGGGCUUUCCGUACAGCUUUCAAAACCCCUAUUGGUACUACACCAUAUAGGUUAGUUUAUGGAAAGCAAUGUCAUUUGCCGGUGGAGAUAGAGCAUAAAGCUUUUUGGGCUUUAAAGAUGUGA
Lactuca sativa (garden lettuce) is the source of this 1083-nucleotide messenger RNA. RefSeq lists its product as uncharacterized. The record is from RefSeq and is a predicted model, not a curated record. Gene Ontology annotation, molecular function: nucleic acid binding; aspartic-type endopeptidase activity. Gene Ontology annotation, biological process: proteolysis. Lineage: Eukaryota; Viridiplantae; Streptophyta; Magnoliopsida; Asterales; Asteraceae.